GCUCAUGUGCAGCUUCUCCAGCUGUAUUGCUGGAGCCAGAUUCGUUCGGUGAGCACAGGGUUUGGUUUUUGUCUCUUUGGUACCGUGUUGUACCCAACCUGGCAACCUAUUUCUGAUGAAAAUGGUUGUUUUUAGCAUACAGUGCAGCCUCACAGAACUGGUGUAGACUCUUGCUACGUUUCUGUUUGCUUGGAGAUUAAACAAACAAGCCAGAGCCAGAGCCAGGCUAACUGUUUCCUUAAAUCGCAUCAUGGGGCUCACUCCCAUUCAAGACUUAAUUACUUAACUUAAAAUAAAAGGAGUCAAACGUUUUCAGUUGUUGACAGUUUUGAAUAAUGUCUUUUUUUCUACACGACAUGUUUUUCUAGUUUUUGAUGUUGACUCAGCGUCUCAGUGUUUAUUCUAAACUCAAAGGUUCGGCACAAACGUCUGCUGUCGAGGUCCUCCUGCCUGAAAACAAGGAGGCGAGAGGAGAAAACAAGAAAGUCAGCCCGACAGACAGGGAGGAAGGAGGGAUGGGAGCGCAGGAAAAGGAGGAGGACUCGGCUGCUUCGCCGGGGAAGAAGCAACAGAAAACAUCCAAAGAAGUGUUUUUCUCCGUCCUGCCGGAUAAAUACGAACCUCUGAUCGAAGAAGAGGAGGAGGAGGAGGAGGAGGAGACGCCAGAGGAGAGGAGGAAGAGGAAGGAGGAGAAGAAGAGGAAGAAGAAGAAGAAGUACAAGAAGUACAGGAAGAACGUCAGGAAGGCGCUGGGCUUCAGCUGGCGCUGCCUGCUGGCCGGUCUACAGACCAUGGCCUGCGCUUACUCCACACCGCUCUCAGCCAUGUCCACCGUGCUGACGGAAGUCCACAGAUAAACCGGCAGCAGAGCAUGAUGGGAUAGAUUCUGAGCUUUGACCCAUAUUACCUUGGGGCCGCCUGUCCUGUUUGGCCCCUGGGCCUGGUGAUCAUCCAGGCUGUGCACCAGGAGCAUGAAGACGGAAGGAUGGAUGAAGUAUUUAAAGUGUGGGACUUACGUAGGGAUGUUAUUACUAAAGGAUGGAUUUUUGUAAUAAUACAUCGAUGGCUGUGAACUAAAUGUUAAAACAGUAAUAAAAGCUAAAGAAUCCUCAUUUAAUCUAUGAAGAAAAUAACUUUUUAAAGGGAUUGUUUUUGGUCUUAUUAACACAGACUCUGAUAUGUGUUGUAUUUUUAGUUUAUUGUGUCUGUACGUUUUUAAUACACGACAUUUAAUGUGUCUGAUGAACUUUAAAUUCUUUUACUUCUACUAUGUUUUUCUGCAGUAGUGAAAAACCACAAUAACAAUAAUAUGUACUGGAUUACAUCCAAUAAACUCGCUUUUAAUCUGUAA
This is a messenger RNA of Micropterus salmoides (largemouth bass), 1351 nucleotides long. RefSeq names its product chromosome unknown C1orf115 homolog (gene cunh1orf115). The coding region runs from base 375 to 857 and encodes 160 amino acids. The record is from RefSeq and is a predicted model, not a curated record. The transcript is spliced from 3 exons. Lineage: Eukaryota; Metazoa; Chordata; Actinopteri; Centrarchiformes; Centrarchidae.